CUCCUGGUGUUUGGUCGGCAUUCUGACGUUGUCGUUUCGCUUGAUCCUAUAAAUAUCAAAGAAUUACGCAUACACGACUCAGUACUUGGUAGAGGCACGCGAGAUCGAAGUGUUAGUUGACUUGUGAGUGUCCGUCCACAAAAUGUAUGUUUUCGUUAUUCAAACAACUCUGUGUUUAUUAUUUAUGAGACAAUACGAAUCGAGAAUUAUCAAUGUAAACAGCUAUAUAAUGAACCGAAGUAAUAUACUUGCUGAAGAAUAUGAAUCAUCUCUAGGCGGAAGAUUAGUUUUAAAUGAAGAUGAAGAAGCAGUGAAUAAGAUAUUAAUGCAUUGGAAGGAAGAAGAGUGCGAAGAGUCGUUCAAACAUCCACAGUAUUUUAAUUUUUCUAAACAUUAUUUUACUUAUAAAAACGAAAUCUAUAAAUCUAAAGUGUAUCAAAUUAUUAAACGGAUGCCAAAAGGAGCUGCUUUACAUUUACACAGUUCGCUAAUGUUACAUGUGGAUAAGUUGAUUGAACUGACUUACGAGGACCACUUAUACGCCUGUUACACGGAUGACCACUUAGAUUUACAAUUCUCUAACACUGUUCCCGAACGACCUUGCUCGCUUGAGUGGAGUCUCCUUAGUGAUCUUAGAAAUGCAUCGAAUGACGUCAGCGCAUUUGACUCGAAACUGAAGAAUUUCUUCACGUUAUACACAGAAAAUGGAGAUAUUAUUAACUCGGAUAUAAACUUUACAUGGAAACGAUUCGAUAAAGUAAUUCGCGCCAUAAAAUCUAUAAUCCGCUAUAGGCCUGCACGAGAGAAAUUUUUCUACAAAGCUUUAAAAUCAUUUUAUGACGACAAUGUCAUGUAUAUUGAAAUAAGAACAGGAUUAAGCUCUUUGUAUGAACUGGAUGGAACAAAACAUCAGGGACUGUACCUCGCGAAGUUAUAUCAACAAAUUACAAAGAAAUUCAUGGAGGAUUAUCCGGAUUUUGUUGGAGUUAAGAUAAUUCUGUCAAACAUACGUACGGGUACUUUAAAUCAAAUUCAAACUGCUUUAGAACUCGCUGAUAAACUAAAAGCCGAGAUGCCCGAGUUCUUCGCUGGUUUUGAUCUAGUUGGGCAAGAGGAUCUAGGAAAACCAUUGUUUGAAUUCUUUCCAGUUCUGUAUGAAGCAAAGGAAAAAAUGAAUUUCUACUUCCACGGUGGAGAGACUGACUGGUUUGGUACAUCAACAGAUGAAAAUCUGAUUGAUGCUGUUCUAUUAGGAACAAAAAGAAUAGGUCACGCAUUCGCGUUAAUUAAACAUCCCACUUUAUUAAAAUCAAUAAAAGAUAAUGAUAUUGCUUUAGAAGUAAAUGUAAUAUCUAAUGUAGUGUUAUCCUUAAUUCAGGAUGUAAGAAAUCACCCCUUGGCUUCAUAUUUGGCAUUUGGUUUGCCAGUGGUUUUAUCCAGCGAUGAUCCCGGUGCCUGGGACGCUGAUCCACUGUCUCAUGACUUUUAUAUAGCGUUUUCGGGAGUUGCUAGUAGGCACGCUGAUUUACGUAUGCUUAAGCAGUUGGCUAUCAACUCAAUAAAGUACAGUGCAUUAGAUGAGAAAGGCAAAACUAAACUGUUCGAAAUUUUUAACAGAAGAUGGAAAACAUUUCUGAAAGAAAUAAUCGCUACGACUUAUUAAAUAGAAUAGUUUUAUGAAUAAAAAUCCUACCUAGGUAAAUGUAUGUUAGUAACUUACAAUCUCCGUCAUAUUCAGUAUUAUACUAAUAUAUCGAUUCCUUAUGUUUGUGAAAUAUUCAAUAUUUUGACAAAAUUUAGGUCACUUGUACUCACUUUAAAGUGAUUGAUUAAAAAAAAAGUAAACAUACCUUUAAAUAAUACACGAAAGGAUUUACAACGAAGAAUAGUUGAUACCUAUGUAAUAAAUUGUGACGAGAUUUUAGUGAAACGGUUGAUAAUUUUCUAAUAUUUAUAAGUAAUAUCCUAUAUAAUUGUAAAUUAAUCUGUACUUACAAUAGCAUAUACGAUCCUCAUUAACUCUAGCAUCAUAGUAGGUGUUAAUAAUAGUGGUAAUUAUCCAGAAAAAAGUCACUUACAACAAAAGUAAAGCCUUUGUUCUAUAAUUGGAGUUUGACAACAUCUUAGUUUUAGUUAUCUAAGUGUGGUAAAGAAAAUUAUAGAACCCCAGAAUAUUUAAUAACUUUAUGUGAACUUAUUACUAACUGCUAAAAGUUCCUAAGAAGGCAAAGAAAUAAACUAAACUUGAAUUACAAUUUUUUUAAUAUAUUUUUUGUUGACAAUUUUUUUCUGGCUAAUUUUAUAACUUUUAGGUACUAGCAACAUAGCCAACUAACGAAUCCACCGCUAUAUAUAGAUCUCAGCCAACCUGCACUACUUUGUAGGUAGUUUUUUCAAUUCAAUUAAAAUUUUAUUUAUUGCACGAAUAUCGGUACAUAUACAUUCAAUGAAAAUUAGGGUUAGACAGCUUUUCAUAGAUAUUUUAUUUUUUUUCAUUAAAUAUUAUCUGCAGUCAAGACACUUAGAUAAUCGGUCAAAAAUAUAAUGACGAUGUAAUAAUAAAAUAGUAACUAUCAAUUCAUUUAUAACAUUAUUUUGUAUACUUUUGCAGUGAUACUAUUGCAAAUUCCAAUAGAAUAUAUACAUGUACUCUGUAAAGCUUUACUGUGAAGGUACAGAAUUGUUUUGCUGCUAGUGUAGGAGACUGUGCGAUAGAUGGCGCAACGCGGUCUCAUAUUUCAUCACUUCGUCAUAGGUUGAUGAUCUCCAAAGAGUAUUUAGGUAUUAUAAAACCGGUGUACAAUCUGACGCAGUUCAUUUUGUCCAUCCAUUUUUUCUAUCCCACCUAAUGUGAUUUAAAUAUUUGAUAACCUUUAAAAGUCAAAAAAGGUUGUUUUUAUUGCAAUUUUAUAGCAGUGCGUCACCACAAAUUAUGUGCUUACAUUGCCGGAUUAUUAUAAAUUGUUCACAAAUUAUAGUCAAGUGUUAUUAUAAUAAUUGCUAUAAUUAUUCAGCUCAUUAUUCACGCCAAAUAAUUUGAAUUGUAAAAAAUAUGAACAUUUAACGCCAUUUAAGGUGAAGCUAAAUUUUUGGCUAUACACUUCAAGUGAAGAGCCAAAGCAGGAAAUAGGAUAUACCUACCAAGCUACUUUAAAAACAUGUCAAAACAUAUCAGUCUGUAGAAUCUGCUUAUUGAUAAGACCGCAGUUUCCUGCAGAUUAGUCUAGACAUUGCAUACAGAUGGUCUGAUGGAUACUAAUGUUUUAGUAACAGAGCGUAGAUAAAAUUAACACAUUUACUUCUACACCUAAAGUAUAAAAUCAUAUUGUUGUAAAGAAGAC
Molecule: messenger RNA, 3341 nt
Organism: Achroia grisella
Lineage: Eukaryota; Metazoa; Arthropoda; Insecta; Lepidoptera; Pyralidae
Product: adenosine deaminase 2-like
Exons: 1
Coding region: 143-1663 (506 amino acids)
Biological process (GO): inosine biosynthetic process; adenosine catabolic process
Molecular function (GO): adenosine deaminase activity
Source: RefSeq, a predicted model, not a curated record